Molecule: messenger RNA, 2304 nt
Organism: Formica exsecta
Lineage: Eukaryota; Metazoa; Arthropoda; Insecta; Hymenoptera; Formicidae
Product: maltase A3-like
Exons: 12
Biological process (GO): carbohydrate metabolic process
Source: RefSeq, a predicted model, not a curated record
CGAUACUGACCUAUCGAUACUCGAUCAAGACCUAUCGUCAAAAUGUCGCGAGCAACAUGCUUGUUCGCUAUUUUACUUCUUGCGAGUACCGCAAUUGCUGAGAUACGUAAUAAAGGAUGGUGGAAAAAUGCAGUAUUCUAUCAGAUUUAUCCCCGAAGUUUCAUGGAUUCGAAUAACGAUGGCGUAGGCGAUUUAAAAGGAAUAACAUCGAAACUGCAGCAUUUUCUAAACUCCGGAAUUACUGGCAUUUGGCUAUCGCCGAUUUACGCAAGUCCGAUGGUAGAUUUCGGAUAUGACAUUUCCGAUUUUAAAGAUGUCGAUCCGACAUUUGGUACGAUGCGAGAUUUAGAGGAAUUAAUUGCUCAAGCGAAGAAACUUGGCAUAAAGGUGAUUUUGGAUUUGGUUCCAAAUCACACUUCUGAUAAGCACGAAUGGUUUAGAAAAAGUCUUAUCGACGAAGGCAAAUACAAGGAUUAUUAUGUAUGGAGAACCGGUAAGAAUAAUAAUCAAUCACCGCCCAAUAAUUGGAUCAGCGUAUUUAGCGGCCCAGCUUGGAGUUUUAGUCCGAGUCGUAAUCAAUGGUACUUUCAUCAAUUUGAAUAUAGGCAACCCGAUCUGAAUUAUAGUAAUCCCGAAGUGCGAGCUGAAAUGGAAGAUGUGAUCAGAUUCUGGCUACGAAAAGGUAUUGAUGGAUUUCGUGUGGAUGCUGUUCCGCAUUUGUUCGAAGAUGCGAAUCUUUCAAAUGAACCCAGAAGUUAUGCACCAGGAGCUACUGAGCGCGAUUAUACGUACUUAGAGCAUAUUUACACUAAAGACGAUCCACGCACAUAUGUCUUGGUGGCAAGUUGGCGGGAAGUCUUGGACGAUUAUGCGAAUUAUCAUAACGAGGAUGAAAAAGUGAUGAUGACUGAAGCUUAUACUAGUUUGGAGAAUACUACGAAAUAUUAUAAAUUUGGUUCACACGUGCCUUUCAACUUCAAGUUUAUUACGGAUGUAAAUAAUCUUUCCAAAGCGAUAGACUUUAAACGCAUUAUCGAUGACUGGAUAUCUCAAAUGCCCAAUGGUGGGAUCCCAAAUUGGGUAAUGGGAAAUCAUGAUCGCAGUAGAACUGCGUCUCGUUAUCCUGGAAGAGGAGAUCAAAUGAUAAUGUUAGAGAUGAUUCUACCCGGCAUCGCAAUUACUUACAAUGGCGAAGAAAUCGGCAUGCUUGAUAAGCGGGAUAUAUCUUGGGAGGACACGCAGGAUCCUCAAGCUUGCAAUGCUGGAAGAGACAAAUAUCAAAAUCAAUCGCGCGAUCCCAAUCGCACGCCAUUUCAAUGGGAUGCUACAAAGAAUGCUGGUUUUAGUAAAGCUAAUCACACGUGGCUUCCUGUACAUGAGAACUAUAUCGAAUUAAAUUUAGCAAAGCAAAAAAUUGCUAAUCAUUGUCAUUUUAAUUUCUAUACGUUUAUUAUCGAAAAACAUUAAUGCCAAAGUAAUGUAAGCCAAGUAUACGAACAAUGGCAAAAUUUGAAGCUUUGUUCUCUGAUGUUAUCAGGAAUAACUUUAAAGUUGCCCUACAUUGCGAAAACUGGCAUCAACGCAAUCUGGCUGUCACCCAUAUAUCCAAGUCCUAUGGUCGAUUUCGGAUAUGAUAUAUCCAAUUUUACGGGUAUCGAUCCAGUUUUUGGCACAAUGGAAGAUUUCAAGGAUCUCUUGGUGAAAGCUAAGAAACUCGGUUUAAAAGUGGUUCUCGAUCUCGUACCUAAUCAUUCAUCUGACAAGCACCCAUGGUUCCAAAAGGGUCUUCAAGGCAAUGAGAAAUAUAAGAAUUAUUAUAUGUGGGCAGAUGGUAAAGAUAAAGACGAUAAAACGCCGCCUAAUAAUUGGAUCAGUGUGUUUAGUGGCUCAGCGUGGGAGUAUGUGGAUUCGCAAAAACAAUGGUAUUUUCAUCAAUUCGAUUAUAGACAGCCUGAUUUGAACUUCUCAAAUCCUGAUGUGAGAGACGAGAUGAAAAAUGUAUUGAAAUUCUGGUUGGAUUUGGGUAUAGACGGAUUCCGCAUCGAUUCCGCCUCGUUUAUGUAUGAAGAUCCAGAAUUGAGAGAUGAGCCCAGAAGUUAUGCGGCCGAUGCCACACCGCGAGAUUAUACGUAUUUGGAUCACAUUUACACCUUUGAUCAAAAAUCUACUUAUGAGCUAUUCGGAGAUUGGCGAAAAUACGUAGAUGAAUAUACUGACAAGCACAAUCAAGAUCAGAAGAUGAUGAUGAUGGAGGCGUAUACCAGUUUCCCGCAUACCAUGGAAUAUUAUAACUAUAAUGUGACG